Messenger RNA from Malania oleifera, 1813 nucleotides. RefSeq lists its product as uncharacterized. NCBI's taxonomy places the organism in Eukaryota, Viridiplantae, Streptophyta, Magnoliopsida, Santalales, Ximeniaceae. Gene Ontology annotation, cellular component: cytoplasm. The record is from RefSeq and is a predicted model, not a curated record. The transcript has 10 exons. Bases 322 to 1644 code for a protein of 440 amino acids.
GGGGCAAAUUUUGACCAAGGUUUUGUGCAGGCCAAGCUUUAACCUUGCCCCCACCAACUCUGAAUAAUCUUCUAAUGGUUCUUCUUGAAUAAUCUGUUUUCUAAGUUGGUGUUGCAAAACCCUCACUGGUCACGCUUCGAGGAGCUCGGUACUAUGGUUCGUCCCUAGAGUCUCUGCGUGCGCAUUGUAAGGAGGCACUCUCUUCAAAAAUUUCGGAUAAGCUCUCCCUACUAUAUUUGUCUGCCUAAACCCCCAAAACUCGACCCCCUUUCCACUCCACUAAUAGCGGCCACAGCCCCUUGGCGGCCACCACAGCUGGCCAUGGCCUCAAUUUCAAUGGACAUAGCCGCAACUUUGGCGGGACUCGCAAGGCGACCGGCAAGCCAUUUCCUUGUAGCUCGAACUAGGAGUUUUCCCCUUUCAUGGAGGCCCAAAAUUCAGCCGAGUUUUCAAACAUCUGCAAUUCGUCCGAGAAUUAGAGUCGUGGCCGAGUUCUCGAAGCUCUCGCGGAGAAGAGGGGCUCGGAGGUUUAUGGUGGCUGCCACGGCGACGGCGGAGAGUGAGACUUCGGACGUCGCCACUAGCAUUCCUCCGGAUAAUCGGGUUCCAGCUACUAUAAUUACCGGGUUCUUGGGCUCUGGGAAGACAACAUUACUCAAUCAUAUUUUGACUGCGGAUCAUGGAAAGCGUAUAGCAGUGAUCGAGAAUGAGUAUGGUGAAGUAGACAUUGAUGGUUCUCUUGUUGCUGCGAAAAAUACUGGAGUGGAGGACAUAGUUAUGCUCAACAAUGGUUGUCUUUGUUGCACAGUGAGGGGUGAUCUAGUAAGGAUGAUUUCAGAACUGGUAAAUAAAAAGAAAGGGAAAUUUGAUCAUAUUGUAAUAGAGACCACAGGAUUGGCAAACCCAGCGCCAAUUAUUCAGACAUUUUAUGCUGAGGAUAAUGUAUUCAAUGAUGUCAAAUUGGAUGGUGUUGUCACUUUGGUUGAUGCUAAACAUGCUCGAUUCCACUUGGAUGCGAUUAAACAAAAUGGAACAGCCAAUGAGGCUGUGGAGCAAAUUGCUUAUGCUGACCGUAUUAUAGUGAACAAGACUGACCUUGUUAGCGAGCCAGAAAUUGCUUCUUUGGUCCAGCAGAUAAAGAACAUAAAUCAGAUGGCUUAUCUAAAGCGGACAGAGUUUGGAAAAGUGGACUUGGAUUAUGUACUUGGUAUUGGAGGCUUCGAUUUGGAGAGGAUUGAGAGUGCUAUCCAUGCUGAACACGACCAUGACCACCACCACCAUCAUCAUGAACAUGACCACAAGCAUGAGCAUCAUAAUGAUCACCACUCCCACAAUCACUUGCACAAUCCUGAAAUUUCUUCGGUUAGUAUAGUUUGUGAAGGGAGCUUAGAUCUUGAGAAGGCUAACACCUGGCUUGGGACGCUGUUACUGGAACACAGCGAGGAUAUAUAUCGGAUGAAAGGAAUCCUAUGCGUUGAGGGUAUGAAUGAGAGAUUUGUCUUUCAGGGAGUUCAUGAUAUAUUCCAAGGUUCACCUGAUCGGUUAUGGGGCCCAGACGAACCAAGAAUAAACAAGAUUGUGUUCAUAGGGAAGAACCUGAAAGCAGAGGAAUUAGACAAGGGCUUCAAGGCCUGUUUAUUGUGAAUAUAGUGGGAAAAUUUACGCUGACACUUACAUAUACUGUAGUUGUUCGCUUAUUCAGUCCUUGGGGUUGAAUGACUCUAUGGUGAUGCUGAUGUAUAACAAUAUAUACACAAUGGAGUUUACAGAAACCAUUUAUACUAGCUAGAAAAACCCACAAUUUUGAUGAUAA